AUGUUGCGAGUCAUUGCUCUACUAGCCUUUUUUCUGGGGCUGUUUAACGCAGCAGCCUGCUACCAGAACCAAGCGACAAUGAACCAGACAGCGUCCGUCAAUUGCCAGUAUGCAUGCUCUCGUCUUUCAGCCAUCUUUAGAUCUGCCCUGCAUUACCCAGAUCGAGACAACUUCACCAUCUGGGAUGCUAAACAACAAGAAGCCCGGCCGGCUUGUCGGGUUGAGCCCUCCAACGCGACCGACGUUUCAAGAAUACUGGAUAUCCUCGUGGGCAGCUGGUGCCACUUUUCUGUUAAGGGUGGUGGCCAUUCUAGAAACCCGGGGGACUCUAAUUCACAAGGCGGCGUGACUCUGGACUUGGGUCGGCUGAACAGUGUUGAAAUAAUGGACGAUGGGGCCAGAGCUCGUGUUGGCGGGGGUGCAAACUCUGCUCAAGUAUAUCGGGCAUUGGAGUCCCAAAAGCUAUCAUUUGUUGGCGGCCGGGUUGGUACUGUUGGUGUGGGCGGAUUUAGUCUGGGUGGUGGAACAUCCCCAUUAUCGAACAAACAUGGAUGGGCAUUAGAUAACAUUUACGAAUACGAGGUUGUACUUGCCAAUGGAACUAUAACCACUGCCUCUGAGACACACAACCCAGAUCUUUAUUAUGCUCUUCGCGGCGGUGGCAACAACUUCGGCAUUGUCACAAACUUCGUUGUUCGUACAUUUCCUCAGGGACCUGUCUUCACCGGCAUGACUUCCUAUGCCGCCAAUCAGUCUGAGCAGGUUCUCGACAGGGUCUAUGACCUGUAUACCGACCGUGCUCUGACAAGCGACGUGGAGAUGGGCUAUGACCUUUACUACACCUAUGAUUCCAACAGUGACGAGUUCAUCCUGAUGGGUGCUCAACGCUACGGGAAGCCAGUGGAGAAUCCCAAAGUCUUCCAUGACAUCAAUCAAAUACCCACGUUAAGCAGAAAUACAUUUAUCGGCAAUUUGAGUAGCCUGGCGGAUGAUUCCGGCCCAAUGGGAACUACCAGAAUUGAGGCAGUGGCCAAAGAGCUGAAAGUCGCUGACCGGUAUCUUUAUAUCAACUACGCUUCUGCUGCACAGGCAGACAAAGUCUUUGCUGGUUACGGCGAGAAGAAUUGGCAGAGACUGAGAGAUAUCCAGAGAUCUGUCGAUCCUCGAGGUAUCUUCACCUCAAAAGGCCUAUGGAAAGGGUUUGUCAAAUUGCUGUAA
Aspergillus fischeri NRRL 181 is the source of this 1218-nucleotide messenger RNA. RefSeq names its product FAD-binding oxidoreductase. Gene Ontology annotation, molecular function: FAD binding. The record is from RefSeq and is a predicted model, not a curated record. The transcript is spliced from 4 exons. Bases 1 to 1218 code for a protein of 405 amino acids. Lineage: Eukaryota; Fungi; Ascomycota; Eurotiomycetes; Eurotiales; Aspergillaceae.